Messenger RNA from Verruconis gallopava, 2413 nucleotides. Its product is annotated as methionine-tRNA ligase. Gene Ontology annotation, cellular component: aminoacyl-tRNA synthetase multienzyme complex; cytosol. The transcript has 2 exons. The coding region runs from base 93 to 1922 and encodes 609 amino acids. The record is from RefSeq and is a predicted model, not a curated record. Gene Ontology annotation, biological process: methionyl-tRNA aminoacylation. Lineage: Eukaryota; Fungi; Ascomycota; Dothideomycetes; Venturiales; Sympoventuriaceae. Gene Ontology annotation, molecular function: ATP binding; methionine-tRNA ligase activity.
CUUUUGACUCACCAUGCGCCCAGCGACCUUGUGUGAAAUUCCCACUUCAAGCUAAGCACGUCGAAAAGAUCCUCAACCUACGAAAGACGAACAUGGCGUCGGGAAUUAUCCUUCCACAGGAGGGCAAGCGGAAUAUUCUGAUCACGUCUGCUUUGCCUUUCGUCAAUAAUGUGCCUCACCUCGGAAAUAUAAUUGGCUCAGUGCUCUCUGCCGACGUCUUUGCACGAUAUUCAAGAGCCCGAGGAAUCAACACUCUAUACAUCUGUGGAACGGACGAGUAUGGAACAAGCACAGAAACGAAAGCACUUCUUGAGAAGAUUACUCCACAAGAACUUUGCGAUAAAUAUCACGCUGUCCAUGCCGGUGUCUAUGCUUGGUUCAAUAUCAGCUUUGAUAAAUUUGGUCGAACAACCACACAGCAGCAAACCGAAGUCACCCAGGCAAUGUUUUUAAAGCUGAAGGAGAAUGGUUUCUUGAAGGAACUUACGACCACCCAGCUAUACUGCCUUGAGCACCAGUCGUUUCUGGCUGAUCGUUUUGUCGAAGGCACAUGCCCUCAUUGCAAGUACCCAGAUGCUCAAGGUGAUCAGUGUGAUCUAUGCGGCCGUCUUCUCGAUCCUCUUGACCUCAUAGAGCCACGCUGUAAAAUGGACGGCGCAAAGCCUGUGGAGAGGGAAACCACACACAUGUUUUUUGAGCUGGACAAGCUACAGGGCGAGAUUGAAGCCUUCUUCCAAGAGCGCAUCGCCGAGUCUCCUUGGUCUGUCAAUGCAACUGCCAUAACCGCAGCUUGGCUGAAGCAAGGUCUGCAAGCAAGAAGCGUUACGCGUGACUAUAAGUGGGGUACCAAAGUUCCAUUGCCUGGCUAUGAAGACAAAGUAAUCUAUUCCUGGUUUGAUGCGCCGAUCGGAUACAUUUCGAUCACUGCAACGUACACAGAUCAAUGGGAGAAAUGGUGGCGCAACCCUGAUGUUCAAUUGUAUCAAUUCAUGGGUAAGGACAACGUGAUCUUCCACUCCAUCCAAUUCCCUGCUUCGCAAAUCGGAACUCGUGAGAACUGGACGAAACUCCACCAUCUCUCGGCGUGCGAAUAUCUCACAUACGAAGGAGGCAAAUUCUCAAAGAGCCGAGGCAUCGGUGUGUUUGGCGACUCUGCACAGAAGUCUGGUGUGCCUUCAGAUGUUUGGCGAUACUAUCUUCUGUCUCACCGCCCGGAAAGUGGUGAUACGGAUUUCGACUGGGACUCAUUUAUCACAGCGAACAACAGCACGCUCCUAAAUAACCUUGGCAAUUUUGUUAGUCGUGUCAUCAAGUUCGUCGCGGCGAAGCAUUACAACAGCGUUGUUCCUGCCGCGGCAAACCACGAAGAGUUAUCUUUCAAGGAAUUCAAAGAUGAAGUCAAUGCUCUCCUGGCACAGUAUGUUAAAGAGCUCGAUGCUGUCAAGCUCCGUGCUGGUCUGGCAACCGCACUACAGAUUUCUCAGCUUGGCAACGGUUUUCUACAAUCAAAUAACCUUAGUAAUCGUCUUGUGGAGGAGGAGCCAGAGAAGUGCAACACAGUGGUGAACCUUGCUAUCAACCUCAUACAUCUUCUGGCAAGUGUAUUUGAGCCUUAUAUGCCUGAUACUGCGGCAUCAAUCAAUCGACAGCUCAAUACAUCGCCACAGUCGAUACCCGACCAGUGGAAGGUUGAUUCAAUUCAAGGUGGCCACAAGAUUGGAACGCCAGAAUACCUUUUCCAGCGCAUUGCGCCUGCUAAAGCUGAGGAAUGGAGAAAGAUGUUUGGUAAUCAAAAGGAGGAAAAGGCUAAGGAGGGUGAAAUGUCAAAAAAGGCCGCAAAGAAAGCUGCCAAAAAGAAGGCAAAAGAGGCGGCAGUAGCGGAUGGAGCUGUUGAGGAACCUACCGAAGCAACGCAGAAAUAAACGAGGAUGAUGCUUAUCAUCACGAUCAAAAUCAUGUUUUUGCAUCGAUGAAGAAUUGCUAGAUGGGCAUUCGAUAAGUCGACAAAGGUCGUCAAUAGAGAGGGCAACCUUUUGGCAAUGUGGAGGCAAAAAAGAUCGAUUUUUACACGGACUAUAUUACCCUUUAACAUCGCAGUCAAAUAAAAAUUGACUGGACGUCUAGAUCGCAGUUGGUCACUGGCAUGAAUGGUCCGGUCAAUAGUGUAGUUCGCUUCUAGAGCGAACCAAUGAUGAGCAUUAAGCAUUGAACUCUUUAUCCAGAUGAUCCACGUCAUGGUCCUCAUUCAUCGGUCAUAUCAGAGCAGGUCCACAUAUUGUCUGUCCGGCGGGACUCCUUAAUAACAAUGAUUAAUUGGAGUCCUUGAAGAGAGGCAUUGAAGCAAUUCAUAGACAUCAGAUAGUGCCUGGGUGUGAGUAUGAAAUGGAGAUAGCUUGGGCAAGAUCCAGCCAGA